AGACAGAAGACGAAAGAGAUAUGUAUGAGAUAUGAUAGCAGAACUAUCAGCAUAGAAGGUGGAGGGAGGAGAAGGAAAUGUUGAGGAUGGUGAUGGGCUUGGGCAACCCAGCGUCUUCCGUCCAUUCUUCUUACUGUGUUUUAAUCCCAAGAAAUCCGAACAAAACUCCUCACACCCAACAUCCAGUCUUCAAAAUCAAUCACGCCCGUCAUUCUGAUUUCCACUAUAAAACAUCCGCUACUAGUUUUACGUCUUGUCGUCUACAUGCUCGACGAAAGGAAAGCAUUGCUCCUCCAGCUGUCGUGAGCGAUCUCGAUGAUGAAUAUGAUGAUUUUGACGAUGAUGAGCUUGAUUAUGACGAUAAAGAUGAAGAUGAAGAAGAGUUUAUGCCAUUUGGGAAGAUGAAGAAGUGGCUUGAGACAAAACCACGUGGGUUUGGUGGGAGCAAAGUUUAUGAUACUCGUGUUGAAGACAAGCUGCUUGAAGAAAUUGAGCAGAGCAGACUUGCUCAGGCUGCUAAUAUUAAUAACCUCAAAUAUCCUAAUCCUGCUGCACCCAACAAGACUCACCAUCAAGCUAAGAACGCACCCGAUGUUAUUCCAACUGGCAUUCGUGUGCAUGUCAUCAACCUUCCGAAGAAGAAGAACAUCCACAGAGAUUUGAAAACAGCUUUUAAAGAUGUUCAAGGUAUUAUUAAUAUAAUCCCAGCUGUUUCUGGAAACAAGAAGACAAAAGAUCCUAUUUGCAAGGGCUUUGCUUUUGUUGAUUUCAAGUCGGAGGAGGAUGCUGCUAGGUUUGUGCAACAAUUUUCUAAGCAAAGCAUAGCAUUUGGCAAGAUUCAGAAGCAGAUAAAAUGUGAGAUGAAAAAUUCAAGCUCUUUAUCGUCUUCUGAUGAUGGAAUUUAAGAUGGAGAACCAAAAAUUUCACUUUGUACAUACUUUUAAAAUUGAAUGUUUUGUUUCAUCUAUUGAAAUUCCUAGAAAGAGCGUUAAACAUGUCUUGUUGUCUGAAAAGUUGUCAAUCAAAACAUGGCAAAAAAUUCAGUCUAACUGUAUGGAUAAGCCACCACGUGUAGUUUUAACAGACAAUCCACAAUAUUUUGCAUUCUGGAUCAUUGUUGUAUCAAGAAGUAUUCCAAUAUACAUCCUGUGUAGCACAGUUCAUCUCAUCAACCUGUGUGAACUCAUCUGAUUGAUUAGAACGGAAUUUUUUUAUCGGAAAUGUAUUCCUAUCAUGACAGGUUUGUGCAACAAUUUUCUAAGCAAAGCAUAGCAUUUGGCAAGAUUCAGAAGCAGAUAAAAUGUGAGAUGAAAAAUUCAAGCUCUUUAUCGUCUUCUGAUGAUGAGUCAGCUGGCAGCUUCGCCUCUGACAUAUCUAAAUCUGAUGGCAUGGAUGAUUCUUUUGAUGAUCCCCUAUUGAUGAAUUCUGUCACAGAAGGAGAGAGAAGUGCUGAUUUCAAAAUGGAUGAUUCUUUCCUUGAAGAAACAGUCUCUGACAUAUUUGAAUCUGAUGACCUGGAUGAGGAGCUAAAAGAUAUAACAGAGAACGUGGAAUCUGUAAGCAAAUCAGACUUGAGCAGUUAUGAUAGUUCAGAACCAAGGAUGGAAGCAGCUACUGAUUCACUUUCCCCAAAGAAACAACAUAAAAAACGGGCUUCUAAGAAAAAGAUAAUAGCAAAGGGAGGGGCAAAGAAGGUUCCGAAGUUGGGCAUCCCAGGGUCUGCAAAGAGGUUGAGGAUAAAGGAGAAGGCAGUGCUAACAGAUGUGUUCACUAAAUAUGGAUUGAAAACUGCUGCGGCUUCAGCGAAAGAGAGUUGAGCUAUGGUAUUUCCAUUAUUCAAACUGCAAUGCGGAGUUCGGUAGCUUCACUAGCUGUCUGUUGUAAUUUGUGUUCUUCCGACCCCAUUCUAGUUCAUCUGGAACACUAAAUCUUCGAAAUCAGUCAACUUUUCUGGUCGUAUUAUCCCAGCCUUUUCACGGCUUCACGCAUAACAUUUUUGGGUUGGAAAGAACUAGGUUAGAAAGAAUAAGAGUUUUUAGUGUUACUUUCAAAACUAGUCUCUGUAAUAUGAAGUGUUACUAGUGGCUCUAUGGCAUUCACCGUUUCAAAUAUAUUGUAAGAUUUUCUUUGCUC
Populus nigra (black poplar) is the source of this 2133-nucleotide messenger RNA. RefSeq lists its product as uncharacterized. Gene Ontology annotation, molecular function: RNA binding. Lineage: Eukaryota; Viridiplantae; Streptophyta; Magnoliopsida; Malpighiales; Salicaceae. The transcript has 4 exons. The coding region runs from base 78 to 905 and encodes 275 amino acids. The record is from RefSeq and is a predicted model, not a curated record.